AUGGCUGCCGAUGUCCAGCCAAUUGCUCAGGUCAAGUUGCCUGCUCGGCCUUCUUCUCUGACGCCGGAGCAGACGUACUGGCGAUCAUUCAAAUCUCCUCUGAACAUUUCCUCGCCGACAAAGCAUGCAAUUACACAUAUUUCGCAGCCACAGCCCGUUAGUGUUGGCCAAACUCCUUCCGAUUUCUUUGUUGUCACGACUGGUGCGCGGGUGCAACUUUACUCUGUCAAGUCCCGAAAACUUCUGAAGACGAUUACACGGUUCGACGAUAUUGCCUACAGCGGUGAAGCCCGAUACGAUGGACGAGUCCUUGCGGCAGGCGAUGAGACUGGUGCGAUCCAGGUGUUUGAUGUCAAUUCAAGAGCUAUUUUGAAGACCUGGAAAGAACAGAAACAACCAGUGCGCACGGUUCGAUGGAGUCCUAAGGAGACCACGGCGUUGAUGAGCUGCGGAGAUGACAGAACGGUCCGACUGUGGGAUCUUCCAAGCGAGAGUAGCGUCGAGACCUUUCGCGGCCACCAGGACUACGUGCGGACGGGCGGCUUUCUACCAGGACAGUCAAGCCAUUUGUUUGUGUCGGGCAGUUAUGAUCAGACGAUCAGGCUCUGGGAUCCUCGCACGCCAAAUGCGGCGGUUAUGACAUUCAAACAUGUCGCCGCGGUGGAAGAUGUCUUAUGCAUGCCAUCUGGGACCACCAUCCUGGCAUCAGCCGAGAACCAGAUUGCAGUGCUGGAUAUCGUGGCAGGACGACCGUUGCAGAUGAUCAAAAACCACCAAAAAACAGUCACAUCGUUGUGCCUGGCAUCCAAUGGAUCAAGAGUAGUUAGUGGAGGCCUAGACGGACAUCUGAAAGUCUUUGAAACGACGGGGUGGAACGUCGUUGCUGGUUCCAAGUACCCCGCCGGCAUCCUUUCAACAUCGGUCGUUACGGCUGGAAACUCUCGAGAAGACACGCACGUUGUGGUGGGGAUGUCCACUGGUCAGCUCAGCAUCAGAACAAGACUCUCUGGGGAGCAAAAAGUAAAAGAGCGGGAAAGACAAAAACAAAUGGAAGCACUGAUUGCUGGGACGAUCGAAGAGUACGACAAGAAGCAGGCCAAAAAACGCCCAAGGGGACUCGAAAAGCGGCUCAGAGGGCGCGACUAUGCGGGCGAAGAUGCUGACAUCAUCGUCGAAGGAAAUGUGCGACCGAAACAGAAGAAGCUGACUCUGUGGGAAAAGGAACUGCACAAAGGCAGAUACCGGGAGGCGCUAGACAUUGCUCUGCAAGGUGCUGACAGGCUCACAAUUGUCACCUUAUUGAACACUCUCCGCUAUCGAUCUGCACUGCGUGCUGCUCUCGAAGACCGCACGGAAUCAGAUCUCCAGCCCAUCUUGCACUGGAUAUGGAGGAACAUUUCCAGCACGGCAUUUGUUUCCCUGUGCGUGGAAGUUGCGAUGAACAUCAUGGACCUAUACUCAAAGCACCUCUCCGAAUCCGAGGCUCUCGCAAAGCACCUCAAAAAGCUGCGGGACCGUGUCCACGAAGAGACCGAUCGAGCAGAGCAAGCUGGGAUAACCAGGGGAAUACGAUCCGAUGGGGCAUUUUGGGCAAGUGAUGCCGUGUUCCGCGCCGAAGUGCAACUGGCUAACAAUGGCUCAGCUACCGGAGGUAUUGCCAUUACAUUCACGAAAGACCUUCUGGUUGAUCCCGCAACUCGUGGCGUGCACGAUGUCAGACAUACUGUGGUUGCUGCGGCUAGUAGCUCCAGCGCAUCCCGCGCACAGGAAUUCUUGAACGAGGUCAAGGCUCCGUCGACCGCCAAAGCGUAUGGAUCGUACGCGGAGCUGGUGCAGAAUCCGGACAUCGACAUUGUGUAUAUAGCUACGCCUCAUUCCCACCACUACCAGAACGCAUUACUAUGCCUUGAGGCUGGCAAGAACGUCUUAUGCGAGAAAGCCUUCACUGUCAACGCCUCCCAAGCGAAGAAGCUCGUCCAGACGGCAAGAGAGAAGAACCUGUUCCUGAUGGAGGCAGUGUGGACACGCUAUUUCCCCCUCUCUGUCUACGUACGUGAGGCAAUCAGCUCUGGGAGAUUGGGUCACGUAGUCAGAGUAUUUGCCGACAAUUCUCGCGCUUCCGAGCCGGAGAAGGUCUGGGCCGACGGCAAACACAGGAUGGUCAAUCCAGAUUUGGCGGGUGGCGCUCUUCUAGACCUGGGAAUCUACAGCCUCACGUGGGUCUUUCAGACUUUGUACACCACGCAAGCACCCGCGAACCGCCAACCACCAAAGGUUGUUUCUAGUAUGGUUAAGUAUCCACCAACAGGCGUUGACGAGACGACCACCAUAAUACUUACGUUCCCUCGCGACCCCGAACAAGGUGGCGACAUGCACGCGGUGGCAACCACGGGUAUGCGCACAUCAAGUGACAUUGAUGGAAAGGGCACCUCUGGCCCUGCGGUCCGGAUUCAAGGCACAAAGGGCGAAAUACAAGUAUGGCCACCAGCAUACCGGCCAACGAAGACCAGGCUGAUCCUCACCGACGGUACCACGGAGGACAAGGAAUGGACGCAACCUGGUCCAGGUAAAGGAAGUGGGUGGUUCAACGGUUUUGGAGAUGCGAUGAAUGCAGAGGGCGAGGGCCACGGAAUGUUUUGGGAGGCCGAUGAAGCCGGGAGAGCCAUUGUGGAGGGACGUAAAGAGGGUAGGUAUGAAAGCUUGGAUGAAAGUGUGUUGAUCAUGGAGGUGAUGGAUGAGGUCCGACGGCAACAUGGCUUCAGCUAUCCCGAGAAGAUUGAGACGACCGAAAGAGUCGAACUAUGA
This is a messenger RNA of Fonsecaea monophora, 2805 nucleotides long. RefSeq lists its product as hypothetical. Gene Ontology annotation, molecular function: nucleotide binding; protein binding. Bases 1 to 2805 code for a protein of 934 amino acids. The record is from RefSeq and is a predicted model, not a curated record. Gene Ontology annotation, cellular component: nucleolus. The transcript has 2 exons. Lineage: Eukaryota; Fungi; Ascomycota; Eurotiomycetes; Chaetothyriales; Herpotrichiellaceae. Gene Ontology annotation, biological process: positive regulation of transcription by RNA polymerase I; rRNA processing.